This is a messenger RNA of Amblyraja radiata (thorny skate), 3903 nucleotides long. It is a transcript of the gene ncbp1, whose product is annotated as nuclear cap binding protein subunit 1. The record is from RefSeq and is a predicted model, not a curated record. Bases 170 to 2569 code for a protein of 799 amino acids. Gene Ontology annotation, biological process: nuclear-transcribed mRNA catabolic process, nonsense-mediated decay; mRNA export from nucleus; regulation of mRNA processing. Gene Ontology annotation, molecular function: mRNA binding; RNA cap binding; protein binding. Gene Ontology annotation, cellular component: nucleus; nuclear cap binding complex. NCBI's taxonomy places the organism in Eukaryota, Metazoa, Chordata, Chondrichthyes, Rajiformes, Rajidae. The transcript has 23 exons.
UGAGAGGAGACGGCCAUUAGUCGGGGUGAGCCGCCGCCGCGCUGCACCGUUGCUGCUGCUGCUGCUCCUGGCCGCCGCGCUACACGGGGGGAGGUAACGAGUGGACAAUUAGCUUAAAUCAGUCAGCCCUUCACGUUUUCUUCGCCGUUGAUCCGACGGCCGGAUAGAAAUGUCGAGGAGGCGGCAUAGCGACGAUAAUGACGCAGGAACACCUCACAAACGGAGGAGGACAUCUGAACCAAUUGAAAUUGAAGACCGAUUGGAGUCUUUGAUAUGUCGCGUGGGAGAAAAAAGCACUUCCUCAUUGGAGAGCAAUCUGGAAGGUUUGGCCGGUGUUUUGGAAGCUGACUUGCCAAACUAUAAAAGUAAAAUCUUGAGAAUACUUUGUGCCGUAGCAAGACAGCUUCCUGAAAAAUUACCUGUAUACACAACACUCGUGGGGCUACUAAAUGCCAGGAAUUACAACUUCGGUGGUGAAUUUGUCGAAUCGAUGAUCAGACAGCUGAAGGAAAGUUUGAAAGCUAAUUUGUACACCGAGGCAGUUUUUUCUGUUCGGUUUCUGUCUGAUCUUGUGAAUUGUCAUGUGAUUGCUGCUCCAUCCAUGGUGGCAAUGUUCGAAAACUUUGUCAACAUAACGCAAGAGGAGGACAUACCACAGGUUCGCUCUGACUGGUAUGUGUAUGCAAUGCUUUCUGCCCUUCCCUGGGUUGGAAAGGAGCUCUAUGAGAAAAAGGAUGUAGAGAUGGAUCGAAUUCUUUUGCAGGUCGAAAGUUAUCUGACCAAACGUCAAAAACAUCAUAUUCCAAUGCUACAAUGCUGGACUGCUGAACAACCACAUGAACAAGAAGAGUACUUGGACUGUCUGUGGGCACAAAUUCAGAAGUUGAAAAAAGAUCGUUGGCAGGAGAAACAUAUCUUGAGACCGUAUUUGGCUUUCGAUAGUGUCCUCUGUGAGGCCUUGCAGCACAAUCUGCCACCGUUCACUCCACCUCCUCACACAAAGGACUCUAUCUAUCCUGUGCCACUUGUCGUUUUCAGAAUGUUCGACUACACAGAUGCCCCUGAGGGCCCAGUCAUGCCUGGCAGCCACUCUGUUGAGAGAUUAGUAAUUGAAGAGAAUCUCCGUUGUAUUAUCAAAUCUCAUUGGAAGGAAAGGAAAACAUGUGCUGCACAGUUGCUCAGCUAUCCUGGAAAAAACAAGAUUCCCCUGAAUUACCACAUAGUGGAGGUUGUAUUUGGAGAACUUUUCCGGUUGCCUCUUCCCCCUCACAUUGAAGUCAUGUAUACCACUUUGUUGAUUGAACUCUGCAAACUGCAGCCUGGCUCGUUACCACAAGUCCUUGCACAAGCUACAGAGAUGUUAUACAUGCGGAUCGAUUUUAUGAAUACAAUUUGCGUGGACAGAUUUAUCAACUGGUUUUCUCACCAUUUGAGUAACUUUCAAUUCAGAUGGAGCUGGGAUGAUUGGUCUGAUUGUUUGGCACUGGAUCCUGACAAAGCCAAACCAAAGUUUUUACGUGAAGUGUUGGAGAAAUCUAUGAGGCUUUCCUAUUAUCAAAGAAUAGUGGACAUUGUACCAGAGAACUUUGCCGCCCUAUUGCCAGCAAAUCCACUGUGUGUUUACAAGUAUGGCGAUGAGAGCAACAGUUCCCUGCCUGGCUAUGCGAUCGCUGUCAGUCUAUGCAGUGCUAUUAAAAGUAAAGCAAGUAAUGAUGAAAUCCUGAGCAUACUAAAAGAUCUCCCAAAUCCUAAUCAAGAGGAUGAUGAUGAUGAUGGUUUCAGCUUUAAUCCUUUGAAGAUUGAGGUUUUUGUACAGACGUUGCUAUUCCUGGCAUCCAAAUCCUUCAGCCAUUCUUUCAGUGCUUUGGCAAAGUUUCAUGAGAUUUUUAAGACGUUGGCUGAAGGUGAUGAGGGCAAGUUACAUGUACUAAGAGUUAUGUAUGACACUUGGAAGUGCCAUCCUCAGAUGAUGGCCAUGUUGGUUGACAAAAUGAUCCGGACACAGAUUGUAGACUGCGCAGCAGUAGCAAACUGGAUCUUCUCAUCAGAAAUGGGACAUGAUUUCACCAGAUUGUAUGUCUGGGAGAUAUUGCACUCAACCAUCCGAAAAAUGAAUAAGCAUGUUCAAAAGGUACAAAAUGAACUUGAAGAAACUAAAGACAAACUGGAUAAGCAACACAAAAGGCGAGACAGUGAUGAUGAUUAUGACCAGAAUAGUGAUGAUGAUGAUGAUGAUGAUGAUGAUGAUGAGGAUGGCCCUUUAGAAGAACAAAUUGAACGUCUUCAGGAAAAAGUUGAGUCUGCUCAAAGUGAACAGAAAAACCUCUUUCUAGUAAUUUUCCAGCGUUUUAUAAUGAUUCUGACAGAACACCUUGCGAGGUGUGAAACUGGUGGGAUCGAUUUUAACACACCCUGGUAUAAGAACUGCAUUGAACGUUUGCAGCAAAUCUUCCUCCAGCAUCACCACAUCAUUCAACAGUACAUGGUCACUCUGGAGAACCUGCUCUUCACGGCUGAGCUGGACCAUCACAUACUGGCUGUGUUCCAGCAGUUCUGUGCCCUUCAGUAAUGGCAAUUGUGUUACAGCUCAAUGAACAUUUUCAGAUUCUCAGUGUCUUCAACACUUGCAUUGGUGAAAACUGACUCAAAUAGCAACACUCUUGAAUUAAUAAUAUCCCUUUUGCCUAAUUAUCUGUGAAAACCAUGGAGCAUGAAGAAAAAUGCCAUUCACAGUAGAAAGGAUUUCUCUUCUAAAAGAAUGCAUCUUAUGGAAUAGUUAGAAACUAGAGGCUCAAGAGAUGAACAUAUAUAUAGUUUUGAUUCUAACUUUGGUAUUCACUUAAAUUUUAAAUUUGCUUUGUACUCCUUGGUUUGGUUGUUUGAUACUGUUUUCGGCAACUAACUAAUACCUGCUCUUAUCCUCAUGAUCUAUCUUGCAGUUUGUAAAUUAAGUUGCAUGUUGUAACUUUUCUGAAAUUGUGCUCCUUAUUAGUAGACCAAAGUUUUGACUAGAUGUUGUAAUGUGUUCUUUUGACCUUAGUAACAGCAAAUAAGCAUUUCUACUGAUAUCAGUAGAGAUACUAUCUUUUUUUUAAAAAGGUGUGUAUUUUUUAAAUUUACAUGUCCAUCCAAGCCUCAUGCAGAAAGUGGGAAAUGGAGAGAUGAAGUGAUCGCAAUUGGAAAAAGAUUAAUAUUUUUUUACAGAUCUAAUGAAAAUGCAUUGAUUCUAAGAUAACAAUCUUAUCAGUUAUUGGGUCCUCUUGCUUGGGCUGUUUACAAAAGGUUUUGCAAACAUUCAGGGCCUGUUGGGUUUUUUUUUGACCUGGGGAGCUGACUGUGUGUGUGUGUGUGUGUGUGUGUGUGUGUAUGUGUGUAUGUAUGGGCGUGCAUUCGCGUGUGUGGGGGGGGUGGGGGCACACAUGUAAUGUGUUUGAGAGAACCGUGCUGUAUACAAUAGCAGAGUGCCAAAGUUUGCGAUUGUGUUCAUUGUGAUGCAGCCCCUAAUGCUGCAUUUUCUAUCAACCCAGACCAUCCCAACUGUUCCCAAAUAAAUGACAAUAUAAUUUACGUGGGGUCUGGAUUUUGAGUCAUGCAACCACAGGAAAACUAUAUUUAAAAAAUAAAGAACCAAAUGGGAAAACAUUUUUUAGCCCCAGAUUUAUAUUAUCCAAUUCAAUCAUUCUUUCCAAACCACUUUAUCCAAUCCAUCAAAUUGUAUAUAAAACAAGAUAUCAUUCUAAAAGUUCGUUAUUUAAAAUAAAAAACACCUUGACAUGUCUUAUUCUACAUUGUGAAAUUCUGGCAUAACCUGUAUUCAGAAACAUUUUAGAUUAGUAAAGUUUGAAUACUGCCAAGUUAUAGAUGAUGAUAACAUUUUGAUUAAAAUUUUAACAUUUUACAGAA